CGUUAAUCCAGGAAGUGCGUUUUGUAAACUUGCUAGUCAGCUGUAACUUUAGAGCAGCCCAGUUUGACCGACAAUGUUUUUUUAAACGAGAUAAUAUGCGGAACUAAGAAGAGGAGUCUUCUUUUGUACGAUAAUUUGCAUGACACAAUGGAGGAGAAAAACAAGAAACGUAAAAGUACAAAACCAUCUUCAAACCAGCCGCCUCCCCCGAUUACUGCACGAAAAACUACAACAUCCAACAGUAGAUCAUCUGGUGUCAGUGGAAUGGGGACCCGCUCAAGUCAGAGGGCAAAGUAUCGCAGGGGAGUGAGAGAUAAACCCAGGCCUCAAAGUCAGUCGGGCAAAAGUAUCCAGUCAGCCCCCAUUCAGCACUCCUUUCUCACAGAUGUGUCUGAUGUACAGGAGAUGGAGAAUGGUCUGCUCAACCUCCUUAAUGACUUCCAUUCUGGAAAAUUACAAGCCUUUGGUAACGAGUGUUCCAUCGAUCAGAUGGAACAUGUGCGAGAAAUGCAGGAAACACUGGCCCGCCUGCACUUUGACCUGUAUGGAGAAGUGGAUGAGAUGCCAGAGGACCAGAGGAAGUCAGCUUAUGACACUAACAUGGAUAAACUGUUAUUGAAUCUGGAAGAGUUGAGCUCCUCGAUACAAAAGCUUAACCUUGCUGACAGUCAAGAUGUCCCCAGAACUUCCAGCAUAUGAACUAUUAAGGUUCUGAAGUAUCUACUACGGAGCAUACAGUGUUCAUAUCUACCAUGGAAUCGCUAUGAUGAGAUGGCAGUAUUGUAGUCCUGUAUCUGUGACACUGUGGAACUUAAACCUAUAGAAUUGGUCAGCUUGGCUUAUUUGCAUCUCUAUAGUUGUAUAGAUACAAUAUCAAAGAACAAAUCCACAGAAUAAUGAUGAAAUGCAAUUUAGUGUCUUUCUCACUGGAUCAUUUACCAUGAUAAAUGUUUCUCAAGAUAAUGUUUGAUUACAUUGUGAGAUCAAUUUUGUCUUAAAUGUUGCCUUUGAGUUUUACAGUAACAGCACCUUUGCAUUAUCACUAAUCCACUUUAACAAGGGACGGUCUGGGUUUUUGUUUUAGGGCUUAGUUUGGUUUCUUAACCAAGUCAGGUCUGAAGGCAAUUUAUAGAAAGAGAAUGGCAGACUAUGUUCAUCAAGAUGUCAAUUCCUUGAGACUGCACAACGAAAGAAUAUAUAUUAGGCUGUUAUAGUUACUGAUUUUAUUUUGAUUUAAAUAAUUUGACAAGUGUAAAUUACUUCUUGCUGAUUGUCUAACUUUUAAUUCAAUGCUUCUAUCAAACAAGUUGUAAUGUCAUGUUGGAUGACUAAGGUAUAAUCCACAUCUGAUUUUUGUAAUUUUUUUAUUAUUAUAUAGGGUGCAAAUGUAAGAUUGUCUCUAUACAUGCAUGCCAUAGCAGAGAUGCAGCAGCUGAUGAAAGAAACAUGGCUUUACAUUUAUAAAUGCGUCAAUGACGUGAUGCUCAUUUUUUUAAUUUAUUUUUAUUUUUUAGUUUGGGUCUAUUAAAUUAUUCAUUCACACAAAACAAUUACUUGAAUACACCUUUAUUAAUCUGAGAUCAGUUAUUUUUAAAAAAAAUUUCUUUCUGGAACUUAAUGUCAAAAAUUGU
Messenger RNA from Myxocyprinus asiaticus (Chinese sucker), 1631 nucleotides. RefSeq names its product coiled-coil domain-containing protein 28A-like. Lineage: Eukaryota; Metazoa; Chordata; Actinopteri; Cypriniformes; Catostomidae. The record is from RefSeq and is a predicted model, not a curated record. The transcript is spliced from 6 exons. Bases 148 to 699 code for a protein of 183 amino acids.